Abrus precatorius (Indian licorice) is the source of this 949-nucleotide messenger RNA. RefSeq names its product trihelix transcription factor ASIL1-like. Gene Ontology annotation, molecular function: transcription cis-regulatory region binding. Bases 92 to 949 code for a protein of 285 amino acids. Gene Ontology annotation, cellular component: nucleus. NCBI's taxonomy places the organism in Eukaryota, Viridiplantae, Streptophyta, Magnoliopsida, Fabales, Fabaceae. The transcript has a single exon. The record is from RefSeq and is a predicted model, not a curated record.
UUGGCAAAGGUUCCUCUGAACAAACCGAACUCACCGUAACACCAAAGACCACCGUUCCAAAACACACGCUCUCACAACCACACCGCGCAUAAUGGACUCCCUCGCCGGAGCUCCGCCGCACAUCGUCGCACCUCUGUCGUCGCGACCGUCGCCGUUCCCCGGCCGGGAAGAUUGCUGGUCGGAGGACGCCACGUUCACGCUCAUCGACGCAUGGGGCGAACGCUACCUCGAACUUAACCGCGGCAACCUCCGUCAGAAGCACUGGCAAGAGGUCGCCGACGCCGUCAACGCCCGCCACGGCCACGUGAGCAGCAAGGCGCACCGCACCGACGUGCAGUGCAAGAACCGAAUCGACACGCUCAAAAAGAAGUACAAGAUCGAGAAGGCUAGGGUUUCCGAUGCCGGCGAUUCCGCCACCGCCUGGCCGUUCUUCCUCCAACUCGAUUUCCUCAUCGGAGACACUUUUCCGGCGAAGAAGCCCUCGCCGCCGGCAAUCACCGGCAAUCGGUGGAACACUCCUCCGGCGAAGUCCCCGUCCUGGGCGCUCGUCCCGGUCGGUCCUCGAUCCGGCACGCAGAAGCGGCCGGCGGGGAAGGCGACGUCGCCGGCGAGUGUGGACAAUUCGUACUUCCGGCGGAAUUUCUCUGCCUUUGCGGCGGCGGAAGCGGACAGUGAAAAUUCGAAUGGCUCGAAAUGGAGCAGUGAGAGUAAAAAGAGGAGGAAGAGGAAGAGGGAAUUUGGGUACAGAGAUGUUGCAGAAGCGUUAGAGAGGUUUGGGGAGAUAUACGAAAGAGUGGAAGAAGCGAAGCAGAGGCAAAUGGUGGAGUUGGAGAAACAGAGAAUGCAAUUUGCUAAGGAUUUGGAGUGCCAGAGGAUGCAGCUCUUCAUGGAAACGCAGGUUCGCUUGCAAAGAAUCAAUGCCUCCAAGCGUUCUUCUGCGCCUGGUUAG